AUGUGGCCAGCCGAGGGGCCGAGCGACCGCGGGUCCGCGGGCGUGCGCAGGGAGGGCUUGCGCCCCGUGCGUGGCGCGGAGUCCGCGCCGAGCACCCCGCAGCCUGCCUUGGGCGCGGGGAAGCCCGCGGCCGGGCCGCUGCAGAAGGAGGGCACCAAGGCCCUGAAGUCCGCGCAGAGCUUCCCGAAGGAGGUGCAGGCCAAGCCGGCGAGGCCGCCGGAGUCGCCGCCGAAGACGGGUGAGGCAGAGAGCGAGGCGGAGGAGUGCGCCGCGGCCGUGCGCGCGGCCAUGCACGCAGCCGAGAGCGCCGACGGCAAGGUCAAUGGCGCCAGCGUGGUCGCCGCGCCGCCGCGGCCCCCCAGGCUCGUGAAUCUCGAGGACCCGGCUGGGGUCGAGAGGCGGGCGGCGCAGCAUGCGCUGGCCGCGGCGGCCGAGGACCACGACGCCGCCGGGAUACGCGGAGCGCUGCGGCGCGCGCGCACCGCCGGGGUGGAGGAGGCGGAGAUCGCCAGCGCCGAGCGCGUCCUCAGCUACGAGACGCAGAGCUGGCUGACCCAGGAGGUCGAGGGCAUCUGCAGCACGAUGCGGCGGCUGAAGCAGACGGUCGACGACGUCGAGGCGAGGGCCGACGCGGCGGGCGGGCGGCUGCCGCCCGGCAAGAGCCCGGAGGGCGAGGACUCUUGGCUGGCCUCGCUGGAGCGGCGGCUGCAGGUGCGCGUGUGGGAGGGCCUGGAACAGCGGGUGGAGGCCGCCGUCCAGAGUGCCGUGGCACGCGCCACCCGGGAGCUGCUGGCCGCGGCCGCCGAGGUGGGCCAGCUGCGCGGGCAAGUCGCCCCAGCCGCUGGGCAGCUGCCGCCCCGCCCGCAGGUGCCCCGCGCCGUCCCUGGCCAGUACGGCAGCCUCAGCCAGCGGUGGCGGCGCGCGGCGCGCCGGGUCAUGCGACUCCGGUUCACUGCCUCGGCGCUCGGCACCGGCGACGUGCGCAGCUUCACCGCCGCCAGCGCCGUGGGCGCGCUGGAGGCCAGCCUGGCCGAGGACGACGAGUUCGAGCGCAUCAUGGCGCAGUGGGGCCAGAAGUGGCCCGGGCCGGAGGUGGUGCGCGCGACCGUCUCGCUGGCGCUGCGCGGCAGCGUCGCGCGGGUACGGGCGCAGGACGGCACCGCCCGCAAGUCCGCCGCGUCCAUGACCAGGAGCUCCCUGCGGCAGGCCUACGCGACGUCGAGCAGGAGGACCCUGAGGAAGACGGUCACGUUCCCCGACGACAUCGUCGCCGCCAUCUCGGAGGAGGCGGGCCCUUGCUCGAACGAUAUCGACGCCGCCACGCGCAUCCAGGCGCAGUACCGCGGGCACCGGGAGCGCGAGGAGAUGACGCGGGGGCGCGCGGAGGCCGAGGCCGCCACGAAGAUCCAGACGCGCUACCGCGGCCACCGGGACCGCGAGUCGGUGCUCCUGGCGGCUCUGCAAAACGGCCCUCCCCAGGAUUCGGCGGCGUGCGCGGGAGCCCACAUGGACGAGGCCGAGGCCGCCACGCAGAUCCAGGCGCGGUACCGCGGGCACCGGGAGCGCCAGAACGCGGCGAAGGUGGCCCACGAAGACCACCUGGGCGCGACCAGGCAGGCGGCCCAGAAGGCGCUGUUCGGCCUGCUCCUGGCGCAGCCCUGGGGGCUCCCAGCGCGCAUGGAGGCGCGGGCCGCGAUGGGCGACGCCGAGGCCGCCACGGUGAUCCAGGCGCAGUUCCGCGGGCACCGGGAGCGCCGAGUCGCGGCGGCGAGCGGAGAGGGCGGGGACGCACUCGGCGAGGCGAGAUCGGCCGUGGACGACAUUGAGGCCUGCGGCCGCCGGAUGGAGGCCGCGAGGCUGGCGCUGCAGCAGAAGGUCGAUAGCGCCGCGAGCCUGGUCCAGGCGCGGUACCGUGGGCUGUGCGGCCGCAGGGAGGCGGCGCAGAGGUCGAGGGGCGUACAGAAGCUGCAGCAGGCCUUCCGCCGCAUGCAGAUCAACAGGAAGGCCGGCCAGAGCGCUGACUUCUACAGGGUCGCGUUGCUGUUGCGCAAGAGGAACCAGGCGUUCGUCGACGCCUUCCUGGAGUUUGCCAGGAAAGGCGGCAGGGACGCGGAGCAGGGCCUGUGCAGGGAGGGCUUCCUUGCCGCGGCAACGGACGUGCUCGCCAAGUCGCUGUGUGGGGCCCAGGCGGAGGCCCUGUGGCGCGGCUUCGAGGAGAGGGCACGGGCGCGCCCUCCAUGGGCCUCAGGGUCUUCUGCAACAUCUGCGAGGCCGUGGCUGGCGGGGACGCCGGGGCGGCUGAGUAUGCCGACGUGGAUCUUGCGCAGUGGGUGUCUCUGCGCGGCACCGCCUGCGAGCAGCGGCCCGUGGCGGCGGAGGAGGAGGAGGAUGAGGCGGAGGCGGAGGACUCUGGCGGCGACGACGACGACUUCCCCACGGGCUCGAGGAAUGCAGCCUCGAGCCUCGGGGACAAGUGGGCGAACCACUUCCGGCAUGGUAUGGACCUGGACGGCUUCGUCGCAAUCAUGAGGGGCGUAAGGCCCACGCCCUCGAAGGCGCAGCUGAAGGCCAUAUGGGACGCCCACGCUUCCAGAAGCACCAAGACAAACGUCUCCCCUGAUUUCGUAGACUUCUCCCUGAUGGCAGAGGCCGUCGUGACCGACGCCCAUGCCGCGGCGGAGUUCGCGGACCUGCCCGUGGAGCAUUACCUCAUGCUCGGGGCGAACGGCGCAGAGGCCGCCGCGGCUGGGAUCCAGGCCGCGUUCCGGGGGAACACCGCGAGAAAGGAGUUCAGGCAGCGCCAGGACGCCGCUGUGAAGAUCCAGACGAGCUUCCGAUGCCGAACGGCGCGGACGGGCACGUUCGGCGACCAGCAGCUGCAGUUCUGACCUCGCCGCUCGGACAGCCCGAGAGACCCGUAGAUCGACGAGGUGCAUGGAAGCAGUAGGGGGAACACGGCUCCGCACCGCCUGCGAAAACCGGCCGCCCCGUGGCGUCCCCGGGGCAGUCGAGAGACUUCUGGAGAGGCCCCGGCGCUCUCGAAGGGAGGCGCCGGCGCCCCCGCCCCACAGGGGCGAGAGCCGCAGGCCCCGAGAGGCCCUGCGGAGGGUUGCCGCGCGCGGGGCGCGGCCCGACGGGCUGGCGCUGCGGGCAUGGUGGAAGAGGCCUAUCCUUUUUUUGAGUGGGCGCUGGCACUGCGAAGGCGUGUCCAGGCAUGGAGGGA
Prorocentrum cordatum is the source of this 3223-nucleotide messenger RNA. The record is from the annotation of a GenBank genome assembly. Lineage: Eukaryota; Dinophyceae; Prorocentrales; Prorocentraceae.